Aegilops tauschii subsp. strangulata is the source of this 726-nucleotide messenger RNA. NCBI's taxonomy places the organism in Eukaryota, Viridiplantae, Streptophyta, Magnoliopsida, Poales, Poaceae. The record is from RefSeq and is a predicted model, not a curated record.
AUGGCGGGGCGAGGCAACCCGCCGCCGACCAAGCAGGGGCCUCCACCUCCUGUGAUUCCGCCGGCAAGAGCAGCUCAAGCCCCUGGUCGAGCGACCCUAGCUCCUGGUCAGGCUGCUGCACGACAGCAGGAAGCGCCGCGGGAGGCCAGACCACCGCCAGCUGCUACGGCUCAGGCCGCCGGGCAGGGGCGGGAUGGCGUGCAUGGCCGGGGCGGCUUCGGCGGCGGGCAGGGCCGGGAUGGCGCCCACGGCCGGGAGAACUUCGGCGGAGCUGGACGGGACUAUAAUGGAGAUGGCCAUAGAUAUAAUCGUUAUGGACAAUGGGGAGAUGAUGGAUAUGACGUGUACGACAAGGGCCAACACCGGGGCUCAGCAUCGGGAGGUGGCCGCGGUUCUGGAUGGUACAAUGCUAGAGGAACGGGUCGUGGUUUUCAAGGACCUCCCGGCAACUUCGUCGAGGGGGUGGCCGGCCCUAGCAACCGGUCCCGUCGGAGCCGCCGCACCGUCGACGGCGGAGUCACCGGAGCACUGAGCCCCGCCGUCUUCGCCUCGCCCCGUCCUGACGCCGCCGACGAACGCCGACACCACCUUCGCGACGCCCUCGACGCGCCGCACCUUCCCGUCUUCUUCCCCGUGGCCGAGGACCACCGCAGUCGCCGCCCCCUCCGUCACCGACGCCACGCCGCCGUCUGCAUCGUCGCCGGCCACCACCACCACCCGCUAUAA